Helobdella robusta is the source of this 306-nucleotide messenger RNA. RefSeq lists its product as hypothetical. The record is from RefSeq and is a predicted model, not a curated record. The annotation marks the transcript as partial. Lineage: Eukaryota; Metazoa; Annelida; Clitellata; Rhynchobdellida; Glossiphoniidae. Gene Ontology annotation, molecular function: protein binding. The transcript is spliced from 3 exons.
UGCCUGGAGAAUUCCGCCAAGUGUAACGGAACCGUGGAGUGCAAAGAUGGCAGUGACGAGAAGGAUUGCUUCCACAAAUGCCAGGACAAUCAGUUCCAGUGUGCAAACGACCAGUGUGUCGACAUCAACAACAAAUGUGACGGGGCAAACGAUUGUGGGGACGGCUCGGACGAACAAAAUUGCUGCCACCUGGAGUAUUUCAAAUGCCUGACCACUGGCAAGUGCCUACCCCCUCAGCACCUAUGCGACGGCACGCCCGACUGUUCCGACCCUGGCAUUUUUGAUAAUUCAGAUGAGAGUCAGUGC